Ixodes scapularis (black-legged tick) is the source of this 810-nucleotide messenger RNA. RefSeq lists its product as uncharacterized. Bases 1 to 810 code for a protein of 269 amino acids. Lineage: Eukaryota; Metazoa; Arthropoda; Arachnida; Ixodida; Ixodidae. Gene Ontology annotation, molecular function: metallopeptidase activity. The record is from RefSeq and is a predicted model, not a curated record. The transcript is spliced from 9 exons.
AUGUUCGCGAUAUUUCAGUGCACGUUCCUCUCGUGGCUGCUCUUACGCGUUUCAGAUUGUGCUCGUUCGACAGGCAACGUCGUCUAUCCAAGGCUUCUCGAGGCAAGAGGACUGGACGCUGACAAGGUUUUGUACAUUCAAGAUGACAUUGUUCUCAAUCUGCAAAAGACUUCAGUGCUCUCAGAAAGCUUUGUGUUUAGCAAUAACAAUAAUGGAAGAAGAGUCGACAAACUUAUGAACGGAAAGGAGCUUGAAGCAAACUUGUAUCACGAUCGAGCCCGAAUGGCGUCAGUUACUUUAGAAGAAAAGGAAGGCAGAGUUGAAGUGAAAGGAAUUGUUAGCGAGACGCUAAGAAUUGCCCCUCUUCCUCUAAGUGCCCGAUCAGAAGACGGUCAUAUUCCCCACGAAUUACUUCAACUGGAUCAACGUCACCAAGACCCACCAUCUUCGAUGACGGUGGUGCCGAAGAGACUUCAGCGCAAUAAUAUUUUUCAUGCAGAACUGAAAAUUGUGGUCGAUGAUAAUCACCGAAGUGCCUUCGGAUCCGAUCAAGAUUUAGUAGAAUAUUUAGCGACCUGUAUGAAACUGGUAAACAUUCGGUAUGAAGACACAUCAGAUCCAAUGGUCCAGUUCCUGCUAACCACAGUUGAAGUAGCGGAUCCUCGUUUUGAUGAGGUGUUCUUCAGCUAUGAUGUGGAAUGCCCAAGCCGUUCAACCAAAACUUACAUGGACCCAGUCAGGAUGAUUAACAAAACUGUAGAGUUGUAUGGAAACAGUAGCGAGGAUAUUACAGUUUUCGUCACAUCGUAA